Nymphaea colorata (pocket water lily) is the source of this 564-nucleotide messenger RNA. RefSeq lists its product as uncharacterized. The transcript is spliced from 2 exons. The record is from RefSeq and is a predicted model, not a curated record. Bases 1 to 564 code for a protein of 187 amino acids. Gene Ontology annotation, molecular function: GTP binding; GTPase activity. NCBI's taxonomy places the organism in Eukaryota, Viridiplantae, Streptophyta, Magnoliopsida, Nymphaeales, Nymphaeaceae.
AUGGCCAAGCCGCUCGAGAAGAUCAGCGUACCAAAAAUAAAGGAAAGCAGGACCAUCAACGAUAUCUCUUGGGCUCUGAUGAAUGGCCGCUCAUACUACCUCUUAGCUGUUGCCUCUGAUGCCUUCAUCAAGCCAAAGAAGAAGACAGAUUGCGACUUCGUGGUGAAGGCGGUAAUAAUAGGAGAUAGUGGGGUGGGAAAGACGAACAUCUUAUUGCGCUACUGUGACAACUGUUUCAAGCCAGCCUACUCAUCGACGAUUGGGGUGGACUUCAAAGUGAAGACGCUGCAGGUCGAGGAGUACAAGAUCAAACUGCAGAUCUGGGACACAGCUGGCCAGGAAAAGUUUAAGAACCUUGCGACCACUUUCUACAGGGGUGCUCUCAUCAUCAUCCUCACCUACGCCAUCGACUCCGCCUCUUCGUUCGCUAACGUCGAGAACUGGAUGAAGCAAAUCAACGAGCACUCUAGUCCUGAGGUUUCAAUCUUCCUCGUUGCCAACAAGACUGACCUCGAGGAGAACCGCAAAGUUCAAAAGGAAUCAGGGGAGAAGCUGGCUAAAUAG